GCGGGCCGUCGUCCCGGCGCGGCUGGGCCGCCAUGACCCGCACUCUGCUGCAGAGCCUGGGGCAUUGGUGGCGCCGUUACAAGUACCGAUUCGUACCUUGGAUCGCGCUGAACCUAAGCCGCAACCCCAGGACCCUCCGGUAUGUUCCAGUGGAACUUAAAGACAAAGUUAUCUCAGACGAAGACGUCCUAGUCACGUUACUGAGGGUUUUCCAGGCUCUGUUCAUCCACGAUUUCUAUAAGCAGUCAGCUACCUUGACUGUGCUGCCCGAGCCCGUGCAGUCGAAGUAUCAAGACCUGCUGUUAGCCCAGCCUCCAAGGGUGAGCCUGCCUGAAUACAGACAUCAUCGGGGACGUACUGUUAAACCAGAAGAAAUCCUGUAUCAGACGCUGGGUUUCAGCGUUGCCUGCGCAACUAGCUCAUUGGUCUCUGCCGGAAGAGGCGUCUUCGUUUCUAGAGGAUCAGCACCAAAAGGCGCAGUUGUAUCCAUGUACCCUGGUACAGUAUAUCAGAAAUACGAGCCAGUCUUUUUCCAGUCUAUUGGAAAUCCGUUUAUUUUUAGAUGCUUGGAUGGCAUACUCAUUGAUGGAAAUAACAGAGGAAUAUCCAAAGUCGUGUACAGGUCUUGCGCUGGAAGGGACCGCCUCGGCCCUUUACAAAUGAGCGACAGCACCUGGCUGACGGCAGACGUUCAGAACCCGCUGGCUGUAGGGCAGUAUGUCAACAACUGUUCAAACGAAAGACCCGCCAACGUCUGUUACCAGGAGCUGGACGUGCCUCUGGCCUUCCCUGUGGAGCUGAAGCAGUACCUCCCGAAUGUCGCCUACAGCUGCGACCAGCAAAGCCCCCUGCGGUGUGUGGUCCUCGUCGCGCUGAGGGACAUCGGACAAGGGGAGGAGCUCCUUUCCAACUACUACACGGUCGUCGGCUGACUCUGGGAGGGGAGAGGCGUCGGCGCCCGAGGUGGUCCUCUCUGAAUCCCACCUGCAGAGCCCAGUGUUACAGCUAAUUGGAGCCGGAACUGGCUAUUUUUGUCGAUAUUUUGUUUGUUUCAAGUCCAUGAUAAAAGCUGUUUGCUGCAUUACAAUUUCAAAUUUCCAGUGCAAUUCCAAUUUUAUUUAAUUUUCAGCUAAAUACACAGCAGCUUAUUAAAGCCUACUGCCUGAACUUAC
Artibeus jamaicensis (Jamaican fruit-eating bat) is the source of this 1172-nucleotide messenger RNA. RefSeq names its product SET domain containing 9 (gene SETD9). Gene Ontology annotation, molecular function: protein binding. The transcript has 6 exons. Lineage: Eukaryota; Metazoa; Chordata; Mammalia; Chiroptera; Phyllostomidae. The record is from RefSeq and is a predicted model, not a curated record. Bases 33 to 932 code for a protein of 299 amino acids.